Molecule: messenger RNA, 3264 nt
Organism: Papilio xuthus (Asian swallowtail)
Lineage: Eukaryota; Metazoa; Arthropoda; Insecta; Lepidoptera; Papilionidae
Product: glucose dehydrogenase [FAD, quinone]
Exons: 2
Coding region: 593-1936 (447 amino acids)
Molecular function (GO): oxidoreductase activity, acting on CH-OH group of donors; flavin adenine dinucleotide binding
Source: RefSeq, a predicted model, not a curated record
GACCGUUCAUGUGACAGAUGGCGAUUGCUUCGACUACGUGAUAGUGGGGGGCGGCGGCGCAGGCUGCGUGCUGGCCAACCGGCUGUCGGAGCAGCCCGGCGUCACCGUGCUGCUUGUCGAGGCGGGCGGUGACCCGCCUAUUGAGGCACAGUGGCCUGCUUUGCAAACUUAUACACUACGGAGUUAUCUGGACUGGAACUACACGACGACGCCGGAUCCGGUGUCGCAGCGCUGCCACAAGCAGCAGUCCGGCAACAUAGUAGCGGGCCGCGUAUUGGGGGGCGGCACCACCCUCAGCUCGCUCUACUACGUGCGCGGUAACCCCCGCGACUACGACACCUGGGCCGACCUGCUCGCCGACCGUAGCUGGAGUUGGGACGCUGUCUAUCCUUACUUCAAAAAAGGUGAACACUUAAAAGACUGCGAAGUCCUGAGCUCCUCGUGCGCUAAAUAUUACGGCACCAGCGGAUACCUAGGCCUCACCAGGGACCCCGAUCCCAAAUCGAGCAGAUAUUUGAACGCCUUUAAGGAAUUAAACUAUUCGACUCCCCUAGAUAUUAAUGGAUGCUCUUUUUCGGGAUUCGUUCAGCAAAUGUUUAUGAUCGCCGACGGCGAACGCCAGAGCACCGCUUACGCUUACCUCAGCCCCAUCAAGGAUCGGGCGAAUCUUCACGUUCUUAAGCACGCGACGGUCUACGAAAUUUUAUUUGAUAGUUCUGACCGGGCCAUCGGAGUGAAGCUGACAAAGGAUAAUAAAAACAUAUCUGUGAGAGCUAGAAAAGAGGUGAUCCUAUCUGCGGGCGCGUUCAACAGCCCACAGCUGCUCAUGCUGUCGGGAAUCGGGCCCAAAGAGCACCUGCAGGAGUUGGGUAUCCGCGUACGCAGCGAUUUGCCUGUAGGCUUUAACUAUCAAAAUCAUGUAUCCGUUUUUGUUCCUUUUAAAAUGGAUUACUCCCAGGCUCCACUGGAGCCGACAGAUCCCCGCCGAAGUCCUCUGUUCACAUCGCUCGUCGGUAGCGUCCCGGCGAUCGGUUCCGAGGAUCGCAUAGAGUACGAAAAUGUCAAUUACAUAGUGCAGCACGACUCUCAGGAUCUAUUACAGUUUUGUGCGUUCUAUCACGGUUACGAAAAUAGAAUUUGUCAAACUUUAUUCGAUGAGAGCCGAGGCAGAGACGUGCUGCUGUCGUGCGCGGUCCUGCUGUACCCUGAGUCCCGCGGCCGCGUGACGCUGCGCAGUGCAGACAUCGCCGAUCCGCCCCUCAUAGACGCGGGCAUACUGCGCGACGAACGAGACUUGGAACGGUACGUGGGUUACAUUGAAAAUACACUCAGGUUACUGAACACUACGUUAUUUAGAAACGUCGAAGCGGAGGUCGUGGACUUAAAAUUGAAAAUGUGCGAGGGGCUCGAGCUGUGGAGCAAGCCGUAUAUUCGUUGUUUCGUUCGUUGCAUAGUAGCCACGCUCCACCACUACGUGGGCACGUGCGCCAUGGGGUCGGUGGUGGACAGCGAGCUACGCGUACGCGGUGUGAGUGGGCUACGCGUGGUGGACGCGAGCGUGAUGCCGCGCAUAGUCGGCGGGCCCACAACUGCAGCCGUCGUUAUGCUCGCCGAGAAAGCCGCCGACAUCAUUAAAUAUGGUCGUCACAUAAACUUAAAUAGUAAUCAGUGUCAACCCCAGGAUUCUUCAUAUCACAAUCACCAAACAAAGAAAGAGUCCGAACCCGAAUACUUCCAAAAUCCACAUCGUAAAACAACAAAACGGUACAAAUAUCCCCAUCAUGAAAAAGAGAUGGAACAUUCUCAGUAUCAGCAAACACAAAAGGAGCUUGUACAUGAAGUGUCUCAAAAUUCCCAUGAGAAAACAAAAAAGGAGUCGGACAUACAGUUUCCUAAAACCCCUGCGAUACAAGACAAAAAGAAGUCGGACAUAUAAGAUUUCAAUAUCCCCAUCAGAGUUAGUGCUAAUGUUCUUUGUAAAGUAAAGCAGAUGUGAAUGAUCCCUAUCCCCCUAUCCCUACCUCACUGUACGUGAGGUCGCCGCACCAGGUUUCCUCCUCCAGAUGGAUGUAUUUGCCAUCAUUUCAGUCAUCACAUCCUUUCUUAUAAUAUCACCUUGGACGCAAUCCCUCUAUCCCUGUCUCCUUUCUAGGACUCGAUGUUGUAAACAUUAGAAUUAAUAAAUUGCUACACAUUCGUUUUAAUAAUAUUUAUCAAAUUAAUUAUGAUGCUUUUUCUUACUUCUUCUUUACUGUUUAUGUAAAAUGUGGCCAAGAUAUUAUGGGGACAUGAGUAAGGCUUUGUCUAGGUAAUCAGACAACUUGGCAUUUCGUGUUACAAAACAAAUUAUAGUUCCGGCCAACAGUUGCACGAAGAUGGGAAUUAGUUCCUUAGUAAACAGGAGGAAUUCGAGAAUUAGUGUACGAGCGAUCCCCAUACCACGCCGCGUCACCACGAUGCUAUUAUACAAUGCCGGUACGCCGGGAAACGGGAAUGUGCGAACGCAGGGAGACAGCAGGCGUGCACUUGAUUCAAAGCUGCACCUUGCAAAAACGAUGCCAAGCGCUUGACUAAGGAGAAAUAAAAAAUUACAACAUCUAUACGUAAGUUGUAGUUGGGAAAAGCCACAGGUUCCGGACAAGAUAAAUAGUCAAGUAAUUAGCGCGAGCGCCAGCCCGCACAUGUAGGCGCGGCUUCGGCACAGCGUAAGAUAAUUGAAACAACAAUAUGUAGGAAGGCAACCUGCAGCUUCACUUAAUUAUACAGCUUAGUUACCGGCGCCGCGCUCGUGUUUACAUCACUUACCAACUUAUACUAUUUCAAUAACUAACGCUCCAAAGAGAUUCCUAUUCAAAGAGUUUUAAACCAACGAAUGGAGAAGUAAGAAGUAGGUGUGUGAUUAGCAUCGGUUAAAAACAAUAGAUAUUUUGUGCAUAUUAUAGUUACAUCCGUUAGAAAGCUACGAUAUCCAUAAUAAAUAUAAAUGCACAGAACGUAGGUAACAAGUGAGACUGUGGACUUAAACCAAAUUACAGUCGUCGCGAAUAGCAACAAACCCGGGUUCCAGUUGCAGUUCAAGAGCUAAUUAUUUAUCUUCGCGUCGCUGUACGCUACAGGCACAGUGCGGGCAAAGUGCAGGCAGAGUCCAAGCUGUAGGCUGUUGGCGUUAAGGUGAGAGACGUCAAGAAUUUCCUUUGUUUACAUAAAAUAUCACCCAAAACCUUUAUUAUUUGUGAUAAAGAAUAUUACGUAUGUUAACUAAGA